This is a messenger RNA of Apis florea (little honeybee), 3226 nucleotides long. Its product is annotated as TOX high mobility group box family member 4. Gene Ontology annotation, cellular component: nucleus. The record is from RefSeq and is a predicted model, not a curated record. NCBI's taxonomy places the organism in Eukaryota, Metazoa, Arthropoda, Insecta, Hymenoptera, Apidae. Gene Ontology annotation, molecular function: chromatin DNA binding. Gene Ontology annotation, biological process: regulation of transcription by RNA polymerase II.
CUCCCUUCAAUCAUUCCCGCGCCGGCCGCCGCGAGGAGCGCGCGUCGUUUUGCCACGCUGUCACGAGUUACGCCACGAGUCGAAUACGUUGUGUAUGUGCAUAGCGAUUUGUAUUUUGAUUUCGUGUUCGUUGUGUCGUUUCGAUAAAGCCAUUGUGUUACGUGUUUAUCCAUGUCGAUGUAACGUAACGAGAACGCGUGGUGAUGUGAAAACGUGUUGCUUGAUUAGUGUCGACGUGUGCAUAGACGGUCGAAUGACAAAAAGUCGUCGAAUCGAAUCGUUUCGUUCGUUUCGUUUCGAUCUUAUCGAACGUAUGUAACGUUUCCUUUCGACUUGUUUUCUUUCGAAUCGAAUCAUUUUUACAGAAAGAAGCUGCGUUUUAAAAGAGAAGGAUUCAUCGUGGUACGCUAACGGUAUCGCGGCACGCUGCACGUUACACGUGCAUUCGAUAACCUGGAUCCCAUCCCGACGAGUCGUCGGUUCGUCUCAUCGAGAAACGAGAGUUUGGAUUUUUCGUUGAACAUUCCGCAGCAUCAUCAUUCGACGCAGUAUCAUCAGAAUAGCUACACCAUGGCCGAUCAAACGUUUCACACCCCUAGUUUCGGUGACGAGGAUUUCGAUAUACCGGCUAUCCAUUCCCAUUCUCACCAACAACAUCAGCAACAGCAGCAACAGCCUCAACAGCAGCAGCAGCAGCAGCAUCAAACGCAACAACAGACUCAGCCUCAACACGAUCCGAUGCACGGCUACCAAACACAGAUGAUGCAAACCGGUAACGUUCAACAAUCUUCCGACGGAUUGAAUUUAGAUCCCGGUGGAUAUCAACAAUCCCUUUACCUGCAACAGGAUCACUCGAUGCAACAACCGAUCAGCGUAAGCUCGACGUAUAGUACGUCGCAGGGUUCGUACGUGAGUAUGAGCUCUCCGCGGCAACAGCAUGGAAACCAGCAGAUAAUGUUGCUUCAACAGCAGCAGCAACAACAGCAACACCAGCAGCAACAAGUUCAGUUGCAACAGCAUAUACAGUACAUGCACACUCAGCAGCAACAGCAACAACAAUUGCAGCAACAAAUGCAGUAUAGAAGUCCAACGGGCGGUAGCCCCUCGGCGAUACAAUCGAACACGGUUCCCGAGCCGAAUAACAAUACUACCACGAGCGAAGACAGUGACGAUAGCACGCCACAUUCCGGAAUGAUUACCGGGAUUAAGCGACCCUCGCCGGAACCGACCGACGUUGGAGCAAAAAAUCAAAGAAAACCAAAAUCGCAGAAAAAGAAGAAAAAGAGGGAUCCCAACGAACCGCAAAAACCUGUUUCGGCGUAUGCUCUAUUUUUUAGAGAUACCCAAGCUGCGAUAAAAGGGCAAAAUCCGAAUGCGAGCUUUGGUGAGGUUUCAAAGAUCGUAGCCUCGAUGUGGGAUGCGCUGGAUACGGAACACAAGAACGUGUACAAAAAGAAAACGGAGGCCGCCAAAAAGGAGUAUCUGCAGGCUCUUGCGGCGUAUAGGGCGUCUUUAGUUAGCAAGGGAGCAGCCGAAAACGACAAUCAACAACAUCAACAACAACAACAACAACCGCAACAACAGCCAACGCCGCAACAACAAGUUCAAUACGCAGCGUAUGGUAAUUAUACCGGGAAUGGGACACCAGGAAGUGUCUCGUAUCAAGUUUACAGCCCACAGCCACAACCCUCUUCGCCUCAGCAACAACAUCCGCAUUCUCACCCGCAUCAACAGCUUCAACAUCAUCAGCAAUCGACGCAACAAAUGCAAAUAAAAAAGUCUCCUCAUCAUUUAACGAUGCCAGGAAAUCCACAGCAACAACAAACGCAACAGACUUUGAUGGCAACAUCGAUGGCACCAACGCAUAUUUCGCAACAGCAACAACAACAGCACAUGCAACAACAAUACAUGCAGAUACCACAACAGCAAGUGCAACAAGUACAGCAACAGUCGCAACAAGUACAACACCACCAACAACAACAGCAACAAUCGCAACAACAAUUGAUGCAUACGAAUCCUGCAAAGAGUGAUACUUUAUCGAGUUCUCCACCAGCGGUGAACUCUGUGACUCAGGCUGCGAGCAUGGUUGGUCAAAGACCAACGUCGAACGCUUGUAUACGCCAUGGAUGCCCGAAUACCGCUGUUGCGAAUAGCGAAUGGGAAGACGAGUAUUGCAGCAACGAAUGCGUGGUUAGUCAUUGCAGAGAUGUCUUUACCACGUGGGUAUCUUCGAAUCAAAAUCCGCAGCAAAACUUUUCGACCGUUAAAUAAGGAUAGGUCGGUGCUAGUUGGAAAAUAGCAAUCGUUUGAAAUAUUUCCUACCAUUUCUUACAAUCGUGGAACACGAGUAUACAUUUACCUAUAUAUAUUUGAAACGUGAUCCGAUUCGCUAUCUUUUGUACAUAUGUCGACCACACCAAGUUUUUUCGCUUUAAAUCAAAAAAAAUGAACGACUGAGAGCGUGAGUCGCUACAUCGAUCUAUAGGUUUCAUUUGAAAGACUGCCUCCACGCGGCAUACGAUGCUCGUCGACUCGAAUAAUGUAUUGCCCUUUCACAUUCUCAUGCAAGGACGAGCAACAUAGCUGCGUAAUCGCGAAAGAGUAUUAGAAUCGCCAAAGUAGCCGAUAAAAUCGGGCUGUAGUUCGAAGGAAUUCAUUUCGAUGUGUUGUCGUGCGCGCGUUUGCCCAUUGUCCUUCAAUGCGCAUACGCUAUCGAAUUACGAGAUUUAAUAAUGAAGCGCGAACCGAGUUGUAUUCCUUCAUCCAAAUCUAGUUAGGAAUCGUUUAACGAUAGAUAACAGUAAAUUCGUAGAAAUAUAUUCAAAAACUGUAGGAUACGUCUAUAUAAAAUUUAUGGAUACCCCGUCGUAUCGGAAUCAAUGAGAAAUAAAAUAUAAAUUUGGAAACGAGUUUCCUCGGUUAGUAAAGAGAAAUAAAAAAAAAAAAAAAAAAAAAAAAAAAAUAAUCGAUUGCCAAUUAAACGUAUAGUAACUUGUCUAUAAUCGAUGGGAAUUAAUGAUAAACGAAUCGAAAAUUCCGUCGACUCCUGUAAGAAAGAAAGAUUGCUGAUGGCGUUAAACAUGAUGGUGGAAGAUGAAAGAAGAAAAAGGAAAAAACCGCGGUAGCCAUCAAAAAUCUGUAACACAACUUAUUUUUGUAUAAUUUUACAAAGGAAUAAAAAGUUCGUGCAAAGAAAGUUCGUGCAAAUACGAAAUAAUAAUAAUAA